AUGGCGGACGUGACAAAAGCGGAGCAGCUACCGAACUGCAAAUUGAUGAUAACGGGAUCAUCACUCUCUGGGAAGAUAGAGCUUGCUAAGAGGGUGGCAGAUUUAGCGGGGGAUAAGCAGAGGCUGAGAAUCCAACUCAGCGACCCAAUUUCUAAUCAGCACUACUUCGAGCAUCCACACCACAAGUUAUUCGUGAUAGUUGUGAGCUGCUUGGAGCAUAUGGAAGACUUUACGACGCAAAUGAAGAAUAUACCGCAAUACUUGAUUGCCAGGAAUCUCGUGUACGUCGUCUUGUCGAAGAGCGAUUUGCAUCUCCAGCAUCAGAUGAAUCCUGUAGAGGCGAAAAGAUGGUUGAUGGCGUAUAAUGCCGAUAUACCGCUAAUGUAUUGGUACAGCGCAAAGCGUUCGACGGAUCACAUAGCAAAGGGCAUCUUGGCCUACGCGACGAGGCCGCUGAGCAGCAGAUCGUUGCUUCUUUACCCAGCGAAACCUGUCUUUGACGGAAAUGCUCAAGUCGUCGGACAGGACGCUAAGCCUACGAUGGGAAUUAUAUCAUCGAGGCAUCACAUGUAG
Messenger RNA from Wallemia ichthyophaga EXF-994, 573 nucleotides. RefSeq lists its product as uncharacterized. The transcript has 5 exons. The coding region runs from base 1 to 573 and encodes 190 amino acids. The record is from RefSeq and is a predicted model, not a curated record. Lineage: Eukaryota; Fungi; Basidiomycota; Wallemiomycetes; Wallemiales; Wallemiaceae.